AUGUUGGCGUUACGAAAGCACAAAAAUGGCUGUCGGCAGUGCCUAAGUCCACCAUUCGGAGUACCUCUUGAUCACAUUGUAAAAUUUUUUCACAUGGAUACCGCCUCAUGUGCCCUCGACGAGUUCGCAUUCAUUGAUGCAGACGAAGCAAAAACAACACUAACUGUUAAUGAACCCCCUCAUGAAAGCAGUGCUAACACGAGCAAUAAUAAUAAUAAUGAUUCGCCGUUGUUGUUAUUGGAAGAAGAUGGUGUUGCCACUAAAGGAACUGAUUCUGGAUUGGGUUCUGAAGGAUCCAAUCAGUCUUGUACAACCAGUCCUGCCAGGUCGUCAGUUCACCUCGAGGACGACGAAGGCUUCGAACCGGACAGCAAACGCCAUAAUUUCCAGUCGAUCUCUAAAAUUCGUAUCACACUUAACGGAACACAUUCCGCCUCGCCAACUUCGACCUCGAUGUUCUCUUCGGAUGCUGACAGUCCUUCGCAAAAAGCGUCGUUGCCAAGCACCUCCGAUACGUCUUCUGGUGUAUAUAAUAGUUCUCAUCACUAUGAUAAUUUUGUUUCAUCCACGCAGAGUCAACACUUUACAGCAUCUUACUCAUAUAUGAACGGCAAUGCUACGGAACGAUCCACAAAUCUGCCGUUGGAGGUUUGGGAUUCUGGAGAUUUUGAUGAGGCGGUUGAUUGCAUGGAAUCGACGUCGAAUCUUGUUUCGACAUCCACCGCAUUGACGUCGUCAUCGGCAAUUGCUGAGCUGAGCAAUCCAAUGAAGUUAUCUCUGCAAACACUUUACGACGAUGUAUCUUGCUACCAAGCGCUUGAUCUAGCGAAAUCUUCCAUAAUGAGAAGUGUGGCAUCCAGUUUAAUUGUGGCCUUUCUGUGCGAACUGAACUCCUAUUGCAAAUGGUUAUCGAAAUGCGAUGCCGUUGGUUGGUUUUUGUUUGUUUGUCGAAUUGAAUGA
Messenger RNA from Anisakis simplex (herring worm), 960 nucleotides. The record is from the annotation of a GenBank genome assembly. NCBI's taxonomy places the organism in Eukaryota, Metazoa, Nematoda, Chromadorea, Rhabditida, Anisakidae.